GGCUCAAGAAACCGAGAAUCGGAGGAUUCAGAGAUAGCACACCGCAAGGCAUCAUCAACUUUAUACAAAUUUCAACAAAGGAUGCCUAAAUACUAAAUAGACGGCCGCUUUCACCAAACCCAAUAUCUCUAUGAUAUUCUUUCUGUUAAGAGUCUUCCUAGUCACUUGUUCGGUUUUCAAGUAAAUCCCUUUUUCUAUCUAGUUCGAAAGGGAAAGUAAAAAAGAAAAAGAUAGAUUCUUUGUUGCCUAUCUUGGAGUUAAAAACCUGAACAAGGUGCCCGUUAGAAAGAUUUGUGCAAGUACAUAUCACAAGGCAGUUGUGCUUUCUUUAAGAGAUAGCCAAGAUGAUUUUAUAUGAGCAGGAUCCAGAUGUUGUUCGAUGGGGUCUCCAUGAUCUAAUUGAUGUUUGUACACUUUCAAAUUCUGGUUCAUGUAAUUCUGUUACUUGUUAUGGCAUGGAUACAUUUAACGUUGAGUAUGUUAGAGAAUAUUAUAAUGACCCGUUAUAUGCAAGUAAUGUGGAGAAUGAUGCUGUUAUUGCUCGUGCUCUCCAAGAAGAACUUUCAAGGAUUGCUUAUGUGGAAGCAUCUGGGUUCAAUAACACUGAACGAGAAUCAAUUAUUACACAGCACUGGCCUGGUCCUCAUGAAACAUACCAUGGUUCUGAGCAUGAGGAUGAUCAGACAGUCACUGUUCACAGUGAAAGCAUGAUGGAUGCUGAUGAUUGCAGCAAAAAUAUGGCAGAUUAUUCUAUCAAGAAGGAUGAAAUAUUGAUUCCUACUUCAUCUUCUAGCAAUGGAGAAAAUUCCCUCGAGAUGGAAGAGCUGACACUUAUUUUAAAUAUAGAAAAUGAAUCUGCUCUUGAUGGUGAAGUGGGCAAGAGGAUAACUGAGAUGGUUCCUGUUUCUCAUGUUCCUAAAACUAAUGGAGAAAUACCAUCGGAGGAUGAACAGAUGUCAGAUCAUCAAAGACUGCUAGAAAGGUUAAAGGUAUAUUAUCUUGUUGAGAAUAAAGUUCAAGGAGAUGGUAACUGUCAGUUUUGUUCUCUGUCAGAUCAACUCUAUCGCUCUCCUGAGCACCACAAAUUGGUGAGAGAACGAGUUAUUGAUCAGCUCAAAUCUCAGCCGCAAAUGUACAGCAGCUAUGUUCCUAUGGCUUAUGAUGACUAUCUGAAGAAAAUGAGCAAGAGUGGUGAAUGGGGUGACCACGUUACAUUGCAGGCUGCCGCAGAUUCGUAUGGUAUCAAGAUAUUUGUGAUAACUUCAUUCAAGGAUACAUGUUACAUCGAGAUCCUUCCAAGAGUUCAAAAGUCCAAUCGAGUUAUUUUCUUGAGCUUUUGGGCGGAGGUGCACUACAAUUCUAUUUAUCCAGAAGGAGGUAAACAGUUGGAUCUUGUUUGUCAAAGCAAUGAAUAUUGUUCUAUGAUACUUCUUAGUAGGGUCCAUCUUUUUCUGGCUUCCAUCUGAUGCUGUCUUGGUCUUCUAUAAAAGCAAUUUUGAAAAACAUGAGCAUCUCUUGGCUGGAAAAAAAAAAAAAAAAAACUGCCCAAUGAAAACACCAUGGGUGAAGUACUGUUGGGGGUAAACAAAUGUCUUUUUGCAAAUUUUGCAAGUCUCUUAUUAUAUCAUCUGAUACGUUGUCAUGAGUGUUUGAUUUGUUUAACUUGCAUGCUGGAUGUCUUUUCCUAAAUUCUAACGGUUUUAGCUGCUUUACCAUUGCUGCUCUCUCGCUAAUAUAGAGGCACCGCAAUAUGAGCCUAAGAAAAAGAAGAAGUGGUGGAACCUUGGAUGAUUUGAAGCUAAGACCUUCAGUGGCAAACCUCAUAAGAAGAGUUUUCAUUACAUGGAGAGGCUAUUCUAUUCAAUUGCCUCACAAUUUGGCGAAUCAGAGUAAAGGGGAAAUGCGGAUGCCAUUGCUGCGCCAUUUGUAGCUACCUUUGUGCAUAUUAUAUAUUUUACACACCCCCCCCAAAAAAAAAAAAAAAAAAAGGGUUCCAUCUUCCGUCAUUUUUUAAUUCCUUUUCCCGCUGUUCUGACUGUACAUAGUAGGAAGGGCAAUAGAAGGGUUUUCUUUUACCCUUCAUGGCAGAACCAGAGACACUAUUUCUGGAUAAAUCGUAGCUGUUGUACAUCUUGCAUGCUGUUUACUUUGUCUUUUUAAGAUUUGUGCUCUUCAACUUUUGCUUCUA
Populus trichocarpa (black cottonwood) is the source of this 2188-nucleotide messenger RNA. Its product is annotated as OVARIAN TUMOR DOMAIN-containing deubiquitinating enzyme 9. NCBI's taxonomy places the organism in Eukaryota, Viridiplantae, Streptophyta, Magnoliopsida, Malpighiales, Salicaceae. The transcript has 10 exons. Gene Ontology annotation, molecular function: cysteine-type deubiquitinase activity. Bases 345 to 1466 code for a protein of 373 amino acids. The record is from RefSeq and is a predicted model, not a curated record. Gene Ontology annotation, biological process: protein deubiquitination.